This is a messenger RNA of Ixodes scapularis (black-legged tick), 8576 nucleotides long. Its product is annotated as probable histone-lysine N-methyltransferase CG1716. Gene Ontology annotation, cellular component: chromosome; nucleus. Bases 225 to 7088 code for a protein of 2287 amino acids. Gene Ontology annotation, molecular function: histone H3K36 methyltransferase activity; protein binding. The record is from RefSeq and is a predicted model, not a curated record. Gene Ontology annotation, biological process: regulation of DNA-templated transcription. NCBI's taxonomy places the organism in Eukaryota, Metazoa, Arthropoda, Arachnida, Ixodida, Ixodidae. The transcript has 31 exons.
GUGCGGCAAAAUGCAGCCGCCACUCCGCCAAAAAAAUCAGGGUGGUGAAAAAUUAGCGAUGGAUCAGCUCGGCAACUGGAUCAAUUCGACCAGGCGUCCACGCGAAAACCAGGACCGAGGAGGAGCUUGAUCUCCGGGGACGACUCCGGCCUUCGGCGGCGGGUCUUUGCCGUCGCCUCCCUCAGCCAGGGCUCCUCGCAGCCCAGAACGCUGAGACCGACGCUAUGCACGAACCGGAAUCACCAACGGGAUGCAACACUCCUCAGGGCAGCGCUUCGGUCGUAGCGGGAUACCAUGACCACCAAUACCACAAGGAAGAACAAGACGACGGAAAGAAGAACCAUGUGGGUUCCAAAAUCUCGCCCAAGCUCACGCGGUUUCGUCUUCGAGGGCUCCAAGCAAAAGACACAUCCAAGGACCUUGAUGCCUCCCAGAAGUCACCUAGCGACCAGAGGAACACCCUGGAUCGUACAUCGACGGCGGGCGACGCUCGAAGAGCUGCGCCUGCUAGAGACUUUUCCUCAUCUGCAACCUCGUUAUUGCCAUCUGCAAAUUCCUUAUCAUCGUCUGCUACCUCGUUUUCGCCGUCUGCAACAUCAUUUUCAUCGUCUGGUGUAGUGGCCGGCAGUGCUCCAGCCAAGAACUGCGUGGUGGUGGUGUCGGUGAAUCAUGGUGCAUCCGAGGACAGUGACCAUGAGGUCCUGGCGGAGGACUUGGCCGCGGAAGAGGUGGCGACGACCAUGGAAGUGGUGACCAUGGAGGUGGAGACGACGGUUGAGGAAGAAGACGGCGGGCGCUCGGCGGACAGUGGCUCGACACAGGACGACUCCAGUUUCACUUCGGCUACGGAUAGCCAGGCGUCGUCCAAUGACGGACUGACUGUCAAGAGACGCAGGGGCAGGCCCCUGAAGGGCUCCCAGUCCCCCAAGGUGUCGGGGGCGAAGACGAUGGAGUCCGCCGCUUCCUCAAAAGUUCCGGCGACGCGCCGAAGCGUCAGGUUGCGCAGCGGUGACGGCCAGCGCUCCAGCAGUCCCACGCCGGCAGCAGCCAAGAGAGGACGCCGUAGUAGGACACCCAAGGGUCAAGAGCCGGAGCCUGCCAAGCAGACGACCAAGAGGCACCAGCAGGAGACUGCCAAACGGACGGCUAGGGAACCCACCAGGAGACAGCAGCAGGAGGCGGCUAAAGAGGCUACUAGGGUACCAGCUAAAGAGCUGGCCAAGAGACAUCAUCAGCCCGAUGUUGCGAAGGAGACCGCUAAAGAGGUGGCUAGGGAGCCAGCUAAAGAGCCGGCCAAGAGACAGCAUCAGCCCGAUGUCGCGAAGGAGCCCGCUAAAGAGGCUGCUAGAGAGCCGGCUAAGAGACAGCAUCAGCCUGAAAUCGCGAAGGAGACGAUUAAGAGACAGCAUCAGCCGGAGCUCGUGAAGGAGACAGCUAAAGAGACGCCUAAGAGAAAGGAGCCAGCGGUGGUCAAAGAGACACCUAAGAGGGAGGAGCCGGCGGUGGUCAAAGAGACGCCUAAAGAGAUAGCCAAGGUGCCGCAGCCUGAGUCAGCAAAAGAGGUGACUGUGGAGGUACGUCAAGACAUUUCUGAAGACUUAGCUGACAGGCAGCCUGAGGCAACAAGGGAGAUGGAAAUGGUGGUUGUCGAGAAAGCUUCCGGUCAAACAGAUGUGAAGGCGUCCGAAGAGACAGUUAAAGAGACUGCCAAGGAGACGUCUAAGGAGACGGCUCAGGAGACAUCGGAGGAAGCUGUCGAGACGAAGCCUGGAGUUCCACCCAGUAUAGUGAUGACGGAGCCGGUGGAAGAGGAAGUGUGCACUCUUGGUGAGGUUGAGGAGGAGGAGAAGAAAAUCAGUGAAGAGGAGACAAAGGUUGAGGCAACCAAUGCUGGUCAGGUCAUGGAUGUGGUGAUGGAAGAACAGCAAGGAGACCAGAAGGAGGUUGUCAUGAGACUCGAGCCACUGUUGGAUACAGAAAAGCGGCGCGAGGACAGACUCAAGAGCGACUGCUCGGACAGCAGUCCAGAGUCGCUCCCGGCGACCAAGGUUGAAGUCAAAGAAGAAGACGAAGUCGUUGCCGCGACCGAAUCUGGAACAGCCGAGCCGCCGCAGCCCCGAGCCCAGCCCGAGUCCGAGACAGUGUCCGAGGUCGAGGCGCCACCCAAGCUUGAACAACCGGUUUCACCCAAGCCGGAACUUGGUGACGCGUCCGAACCGAAGUUGACUUCACAGCCGACAGAGUCCAAGACAACUUCGAAGCCGGAAGUGGAGCCGACAGCAAAGCCGGUUGCCGUCGUCGAAACGGCCGAGCACACGACCACGGACGAAUCGAAGAAGAUCCGCGAUUCAAAAGUGGGGGAAGAGGGCCCGGAUCUGGAAGCUGAGGAGGUCAGGGCCGUGUCUGCGGAUCACAGGGACCGUCGUUAUUACAGCAGCCCCGAGAAACCGACCGUGAGCCAGGACGAAGCGCCCACCAAAGUCCUGACCCCGAGGUCCGCCCGUCGCAAGUCGCGCUGGGAGGACGCCCCUCCCAACGACGUCUCCGAGCCAGCCGUGGCGGCGCUGGACUUCUCUGACGCGUCAAUGGCGCUGCGGGACGGGCACGCGGAAGGGGCAGGUGCAUCGACGUACGACACCGGUGGCGCGGAGGGUGUCGCCCUCCCGCCCCCUCCCCCUCCGAGGACAACUUCUCCGCAGCGCAAAGAGGGAGCCGUGGACGCGUCUGGACGACCCGAGAAAGUGAAGUCUCGAUGGCGGCGGAGCAGCGAGCUUGAAACUCGUGACGUGACGCCGCCGUCCUCUGCGCCUGUCACUGCACCAUCCAAAACACCCGGACGGGACACGUCGUCCCCUCCUCGCGCCAAGGUUCCCCCCAGCACCAAGGUUUCCAGCCCCAAGGUUUCCAGCCCCAAGGUGGCCAGCCCCAAGGUUUCCAGCCCCAAGGUUUCCAGCCCCAAGGUUUCCAGCCCCAAGGUGUCCAGCCCCAAAGUUGCUGGCGCAAGGUCCACCGACAUGAAGUCCACCGACGCGAGGUCCACUGACGCAAGGUCUAUUGACGCGAGGUCCAUCAACGCGAGGUCCACCGACGCAAGGUCCACCGACGCAAGGUCCACCGACGCAAGGUCCACCGACGCGAGGUCCACCGACGCGAGGUCCACCGACGCGAGGUCCACCGACGCAAAGCCCACCGACAUGAGACCCGCAAGGGCGUACGAUGCAAAGGAGGACACCAAGAGGAUUUCCACGCCAAGCAGGGAGGAGAUUCGGGAGAAGACGCCCCCCUCGACCCCUUCCAGGGAAUCUAGAGAUAGAGAGUCUAGGGAAAGUGGGAGAGGUGGAGAGUCAUCUAGGGAGAAGGGUUCCCCAUCGCGGUCCCUGGCCUACGAGGACAUUGAGGAGAACCUCUACCGGUUCGAAAGGAAGAAGUCCAAAUGCAAGAAGGAGGUGCGGCGCAUGAUCUGCGACUGCUCCCUGACCAAGGACGAGAGAGACCGUGGCAUCAUGGGCUGCGAGGAGGACUGCCUCAACCGCCUCCUCAUGAUCGAGUGUGGAUCGCGAUGCCCAAACGGGGACAGCUGCAGCAACCGGAGGUUCCAGAAGAAGAGCUACAUCAAGGUGGAGAAGUUUUUGACGGAGAAGAAAGGCUGGGGACUUCGCACCGUGGAGACUCUUGCUUCGGGAGCCUUUGUGAUAGAGUAUGUGGGGGAGGUGCUGACGCCCGAGGACUUCCGCAAGCGGGUGAAGCAGUACGCCAGGGACAACCACCAGCACUACUACUUCAUGGCCCUCCGGUCGGACGAGAUCAUCGACGCCACCCAGAAGGGAAACGUGUCCCGCUUCAUCAACCACUCGUGCGACCCAAACUGCGAGACUCAGAAGUGGACCGUCAACGGGGAGCUCAGGAUCGGCUUUUUCACGAGGCGCCCCCUUAGGGCGGGUGAAGAGCUCACCUUCGAUUACCAGUUCCAGCGAUACGGGAAAGAGGCGCAGAAGUGCUACUGUGAGUCGAGCAAGUGCCGCGGUUUCAUCGGCGAGGACAACAAGAUGUCUCUCAAGUCGGGCCGGGCUCUCGCCCCGAAGCGAGUGAGCAACAGCAGCAGCAGGAGGGCUGAGGAGCGCAAGAGGGACAUCGUCGAGGAUCUGGCGAUGGAAGAGGAGAUUGAGAGGCUUGGCGGAGGCCUGAGGAACCGCAAGCACACCCUCCUCCUCGCCCGGCUCAUGGUCAGGGGCGAGGACAUCGAAACCCGCAAGCGGCUGCUCAACAUCAUCACGAGCACCACGGAGACGGCGUGCCUGCGUCUGUUCCUGGACUACCACGGACUUUCUCUGCUCUGGAGCUGGAUGGUCGACAUUCCGGACAACGAGCUUACACUCAAAGCUGAGAUCCUGACGGUGCUGCGCCGGCUGCCGAUCCCGAACAAGACGAUGGUGAAGGACAGCAAGGUGAUGUCGGUGGUGCACCGGUGGGCGUCCCAGCUGGCCGAGGCGCGGGAGCGCCCCAGGGAGUGCGCUGGGGAGGAGACCCCACCCCCGCCCAAGAAGCAGCGCGGCAAGGGAGGCGCCAACGACGACUCCAACAACGGCAGCAGCAGUGGCGCCGCCUCGGAGGAGGCCGCGGGUGGAGGGGCGUCGGACAGCGACGCCUCCGAGAGCUCCAACGGGUGCACGACUCCGGCGUCGGGUGCGUCCCGCCGUUCCCUGACUGGUGCCGUGGUCUGCUCUCCCGACUCGACCAACCCCGUAGAGAAUGGGGACUCCGCCGAGCGACCCAAGGGGCCGGCGGACGACGGGGGCAAGGUGGUCAAGGAACUGUCACAGCUGGCGUCCACCCUGCUGGACUCCUGGAGCGAGCUCAAGGAGGUGUUCCGGAUCCCACGCCUGGAGCAGCAGAAGCGGCGGGAGGACGAACGCGAGGCCGACCGGAAGGAGCGCGAGCACAACCGCCAGCAGCGUAGCCGAGAGUCAUCCUCCUCCGCCGCCUCCGGCCGGGAUUCGCGCCGCAGGGGCUCUCCGCCGUCGAGCGGACGCGACCGCAGGGACCAUCGCGACUACGACCGUUCAUCCGACCGCCGCCGCUACUCGGCGUCGCCCGAACACCGGGACGACAAGAAGUCCUACCAGAGGAGCUCCGACAGCCGCAGCUCCCGCUCUGGCGAUCCCGCCCCUUCCUCGUCGUCCAAGCCCAGAAAUUCGUACCCACGCCGUGAAUUAGGGGCGUCUCAAAAGGGACUUAGCGGCAGUCCUGCAAGGACCCUGCUGCCGACGCCACCCCGUCUGUCAAAGGAAGAACGGCGCCAACUCUUUGCCCUCGAAGUUCAACAGCGGGACCAGGAGGAGGCGCUGCGGCGGCAGUACCUCGCGCCGCCUGCCAACGGCGCCAACCCGGCUCCGCCCAUGCCCGGCGCGUCUUUCCUCCCGCCCCCGGGGAUGGCGCAGGCCCCGCCUCCUGGUGUGGUGCCCGCCCUGGUCGCCAGCGGGCCGCCCCCGCAGCAGAAUCCACUGUUCGUCUACGAUCCGGCUACGGCCGCGGCUGUGGCUGCGGCCAUGUACGGAGCGCAGCCGCCGCCGGGGCCGGCCUACUACGACCCGAGGGCGGGCAUGCCGCCGCAGGAGUACGUCAUGCAGCACAACACAAUGCUGGGAGGCAUUCCACCCCAGCAGCAGCCGCAGCCGCCCCACCAGGGCAUGCCCAUGGGUGCCCCCCUUCUGACCGCGGGGGCCAUGCUGCCGGGGCAGCAGCAGAUGGGCCCCAUGGGGACGCUGGGGCCCCCACUGCCCAUGGACGAGGGCUCCAACCAGCUGCCACCCCAACACGCCGCCAUCAACUACCAGGCUCUGUCGGCGGCCGUGGCGGCGGUGUCGAACCUGCAGCCGCGCGUUCCGAGUCCUGCGGCGCCUCCUCCGGAGGCGAGCAUCUUCCUGACGGACCCGAUGCAGAUCCCGCUGCCACCGUCCCUGUCUCCGGACACCGGGGAGGUGACGCCGCAGAACCCAGACCCGCUGUCGUCCCCGCCGCCCUUCGAGGAGGAGGAGGCCAUUGCCGUCGCACAGGGCGGAUUCCCGGACGCGAGUUCGGCCGAAGCGAGGGGAGCGCCCACCCAGCGUGCCCCUCUGGAGUACGAGCAGAUCCCCAGGGUCGCCCCUUCGCCCGUCCAGGAGCAGACGCAGCAAGUGGUCUACCCACCUGCCCAGCACACGCCGCCCACGUCCAUGCCGUACGCACCUCCCGGCGCCAUGGUUGCGGCUACGGCUGCGCCAGUUCCCGCGGGACUGUUCCAAGCCAAUCCGCAGCCCAUGGGCCCUUACGGCCCGGGCUACGUGGCGGCUGGACCCGGUCAGCCAAUGGGAGCCGUUCAGGGCAUGGCUCAGGCGCUGCCCCAGGGAAUGCCCCAGGUCUACUACCUGCCACCCAUUCCUGCUCAUGCGAUCCCAGCUGAACAGCCUGUGCCGGUGCAGACGAGGGAGCCAGCGCCGUCGGGCCGUCUGGCGAGUCCCCCUCCGCAGCAGGAGACAGCGCCACCCAGGAAGAGCUCGAGACUGCCGCCCCACUGGAAGACAGCCAAGGACGAGGAAGGGAACCUCUACUACUAUCACGCCCUCACCCGGGAAACUCAGUGGGACCCCCCUGCCUGGGACGAGGAGGAUCAGGACAUGGAUCUAGGGACGCCCACGUACGACGAACCAAAGGUGAACAGUACUGUGGGCAGCAUGAGCAUGAAAGUAAAGAAAACGACGAGCAAGAAGAAGACUCUGACCGCGGCCGCCGACACCUCGGAGGUGGCCAAAAAGAUCAAGGAGCUGUUCCGAUCCAAGAUCUCCUCCCACAUCGUGCACUGCCUCAAUCCGUUCCGCAAGCCGGACUGCAAGCUGGGCCGAAUCCAGAGUACGGAAGACUUCAAGCACCUCGCCCGAAAGCUGACGCACUUUGUGAUGGCCAAAGAGUUGAAGCACUGCAAGAACGUGGAAGACCUCGAGUGCAACGACAAUGUCAAGCACAAGGCCAAGGAGUUUGUGCACAAGUACAUGGCCAAGUACGGCCCGUUGUUCUACAAGAAGGACAAGGCGGUCUCGCCCAAGGACGAGUGACAACGCACGUCGCCACUGAACGCCGCCAUUUCAGCGGCACCAGACAUUCAUUGUGCAGGACAAUGCGCACCCACAUGUCGACCAGACCGCUGCAACGCAGGGGCGCACUCUUCGAUCCGCGCGACCUAGCCACGCCGUCAACACACAACGGAUGCAUGCGGGCGCACGCCAGCCACGGGUCCCAACUGAGCUGUGGGUGAACUGAACACGGACGGAUAGAUGCCAGCCGAGUACGGUGGCUGUGGAGGGAGUUUUCCCGCGACCAUGCAUCCGUCGCAAGCGGAUACGUCCCGACCAUGUUGCUACGCGAGCCAUUCGUGUGGGCACGCAUCGGCUACGGAUGGAUAGACACCAACUGCAUUCGGUGGCUUUGAAGCGAGCAGUUCUGCGACCACAUAUCUGUCGUGUACAGAUACGUCGACGGAUACCUGCUACGUGCGACGGCCUCGGAAAGAGAGGUCUGGCGACCGUGUGUUUGUCGCGGGCGGAAACGUUGGGAGCCAGUCGCAUAGCCACACGUCGGUUACGAACGGAUACGGCUACGUUUUGGCCACAGGAGCGUUUGGAACAAGGUUACCCCCGCUCCGUCGGUGGGGCUGUGACUGCGGUUCGCUUCAGACCAGUUAUUCUCGGCAUCAUAUUCACAACGUUCGUGUUGAUUCUUACUGCCGCGCAUUCAUUUCAAAGUGUACGGGAAUUAUUUUUUCGUCUGUCCCCUCGUCAGUUUUACGCGCACCGAAAAAGCCGCCACCCCAGCUUUCGUGGUUCGUUUUCUCGACGUCUACGGGUCGACUCGUCGUUGUCGUGAGCAAGGGUUGCAAGUCGACGCGAUAUGUGGCGGCAUUCUUCGUGGAACGACGUUGGUCGUUCGUGUCGACGAACCGAUGACGCCAGCGUGGUUCUCUCUCAUUCUGUAAUUAUAGUUCAUCAGACUCGCGACGCGCAUUGCACGCAGCUAUCGCAGGAAGCGUGCCGCUGCGUCCGACAUUUGUACAGACAUAUUCUCGGUUGUACCGUCGCACCCAACGCUGCGAUUAGGCUUUUUUUUUUCUUUUCCUCUGUCUUCCUUCUUUUUUACGGUCUGCGUUUAGUAAUUAAUGUAAAUACACCUGUGCAUGUCAAGAUCAUGAAACAUUUCUUUUUGUUAAUAAUGCACGGGGAAGGAUAACUCUGAGGACGAAGGUGCAAACUCGAGCCAUUUGGAAUCGCGUCGCCGACAAACGAAGCUUUCGACAGGGGGACGCUUUUCUUUCUAUGAAAGCAUCGUCAAAUCAUUGUGUUGUCUUCGGUGUUUUCCUUGUUUAGUGUUGUCUGUAGUCGCCGUAACGGUGACUGGUGGGGGUUGUCGCCGACGGUGCGUGGGUGGCCGCGUGCCAGCCCCCGAUGGUUGUAAAUAGUGGACCCGACACGGUCGGAUGAAUUGUAAAGUCGGCAUUACCCUUAGGGGCUCACCAGUGAGUCUGUAAUAAAUUUUCAAUUUAUUUCAUA